AAGAAGCGAGGGUUUUGGCAAGAUUGGCUCAAACUCCGCCAAUCUCUGGGCAAAAAACAUAAACAGACUAUUUUGGAGGGGCAUUAUUAGAUCGUCUCUCACUCUUGUCGGACAAAAAAAUGCAAUCGAUUCGUAGUAGCAGUACAAGGUUGCUUCAGAGGAACCGUUUCUCCAUCUCCAACACUCUUCUUCGCUUCACUUCGUCAAGCUCGUCUGAGAAUGAAUUGAGAAAGCUAGGAGGAGGGUAUGAUCCUUUCCCUUCCACAAGAGCUUUCGAUUCGUAUCUCAUCAGCUCGUUGACAAAGGCUGUUCCUUUCUCUUCCCCACUACCUAAGCAAAGCUUUAUGUAUUCAUCGAGGUACUUUUCCACCGUUGGAGAUUCUGUGCCUCGAGGGUUCCCUGUUGUGUCAGCUCCUGAUGUGUCUCCGAGAAUCAAGUUCAAGCGGCUUGAUAAAACCGCCAAGCAUAUCAUGCAGAUUGUAGACAAGGAGGCAGUUGAGGAAGUGAGAACUCGUAGAGAGAUACCUGAGAUAAGGCCUGGUUACAUUGUCCAGCUCAAAGUGGAAGUGCCUGAGAACAAGAGGCGUGUUUCAAUUGUAAAAGGAAUUGUGAUAGCAAGGCGUAAUGCUGGUCUUAACUCCACUUUUAGGAUUAGAAGGCUUGUGGCUGGAGUGGGUGUCGAAUCCAUGUUUCCCUUGUAUUCGCCAAACCUGAGGGAGAUUAAGGUGUUGGACAAGAAGAGAGUGAGAAGAGCCAAACUCUAUUACCUCAGGGACAAGAUGAACGCCCUCAAGAAGCAUUAG
Messenger RNA from Eruca vesicaria subsp. sativa (arugula), 803 nucleotides. Lineage: Eukaryota; Viridiplantae; Streptophyta; Magnoliopsida; Brassicales; Brassicaceae. The record is from the annotation of a GenBank genome assembly.